UUGUUCUUCUUUUUCUCUCUUCGGCCAGCCGGUGGGUAAAUUUCGCCGCACGGAAACCCCUUUCCCUUCGUCUCUCGAAGAUGGGACGGAGGGUGAUCGAGAUCGCGCUUCUUCUCCUACUCUCGCUCUCGCUCCAUGGAGCCCGUGCUCGCCAGGAGGCUGAAGGGGCUGCUGGGGCCAGAUCCCUCUUGCAAGAAGUUGCACGCAAACAUGAAGUGCAUUGUUCUAGAGAAAGAAGUAGAACUGCCUGGAAAAUUAUUGAGGAGUAUCUGAUGCCAUUUGUGGAUCAAGAGCAGUAUCAAAUUUCAAGCAAGUGUAGACUUCAUCCUGAUAAUGACAUGUUCCACGAACAGGAGCAGCACAAAAUUCAUGUGGAUACAAAUGAGUGGCGCUGUGGAUUUUGUAAAAAAGCCUUCCGUGCAGAGAAAUUCCUUGAUCAACAUUUUGAUAACCGACACUAUAAUUUACUAAAUGAUACUCAAGGACGAUGCUUGGCAGAUCUAUGUGGAGCGCUGCACUGCGACCAGAUGGCUGACUCCAAGAAGACCAAGACCAAAUGCAAUCCUGCAGCUGCUGCUAGGAACCGCCACCUUUGUGAGAUAGUUGUUUUCCGACUAACCAAGGUCGCUUGGCAAGCCGUCUUCAUGUGGGGGACAAAAACCCUUCUCCAGAGGGGGCAAGAAGCAAUCAAGCGUAUUUUACCUUGCUGUUUGCAUAUUGACAGUGAUGCUUCUACCACUGUUCUAUCUUUUGGUUUAUUUGCAUCAAAGAGAGAUGAGGAAGGGCACUCAAGAUCUGAAACGUAUAUCAAAAACAAUGCGCAAGUCAAAGCCAUCCUAGGUGGCAAAUGGAGCCUAAGGGCCUAAGGUUGCACAAGUGAUGGCCAUCCAUUUGCUAAAAACCCUCCCGUUCCUUAGUCUUUACAUAUAAACAGCAUGUAAGUAAAGAAUAUAUCAGACUAUCAUAUUGUUGGUUUUCCUCAAUUUGUCCUACCAUCAUUUAGAACCUGAGUCCGCUAAUGAUCCUUUUUGAUACCUAUAGUGAGCUCCACAAUGUUCUGUUUUUCUGUUGGCUUUCUUUGGAUACCUUAUGCUUCUCAGGAUUAAUUUCAUGCUUAUCCAUUUACUUUGCCUGCCUUACUCAUGUAUGCUGUAUUUGACCAGGCAGUCAUUUUUGACGUCUGUCAUAGGGUUCAAAUAUUUCAUAUCUAUCCUAGCCCCACAGAAUUUUCCCCAGACCCGCUUAAUGUGUAUGGAGUAUGAGACAAUUCAUUAUAAUUGCCAUAAGCUUAUUCUCUAUCUGAUAGUGGGUUCAUGUAAGGUAUUUUUCUGGCGCAUUUAGCAAUAACGAUAUUUUUUCUACGAACUGUAUUAUAUGGUUCCAUGUUUUCAGUUGACAUUAUACUUCUUAAUGCUCCAAAUAUUAACAUUUGAGUGACCAUGGCAUCUUCUCCCUGGUUCAGAAGUUGCCAGGUUGCUACUUGCCAAGUAUAUUGGUGGUUGUACCAGUGACUGGGGAUCAAAUCCUGUCUUCAUCAGGGUCAUAGCGUGGGGAGGGUGGUCAGGGGUAUUGCUGGAAAAAAAAGCCACCUUUUUCCUGCUUGCUGGAAUCUUGAGGUUCCUACCUGCAUGAUUUGUGCCCUCACUUAAAAUCAUUUUCUUUUUGAAUUACGUUAAUUUUAUAUUAUUUGCUCUGGGUGCUUUAUGUGCGAUCACAUAAUAUCAUUGUACAUGAGGAAUCAGAAAUGGGACACCCCACUGGCAAGGUGGCCUUUUUUCUGAGGUUUGCUCUGUCACCAAUUUCUAGUAACUACUCAGCAAACCUCCAAGGCUGACUGCAAUUUGCAACCUUUGCAACUUUGUUUGCAUUUGUCACUGAUUUUUAUGUAGAAAUGACAAGGGAAAGUGCUUUGGAUGAAGAUUUUGUAAUGUGUUCAUAACUGUGUAUUAAUGCCUUAAUUUUCCUUCUUA
Molecule: messenger RNA, 1970 nt
Organism: Elaeis guineensis (African oil palm)
Lineage: Eukaryota; Viridiplantae; Streptophyta; Magnoliopsida; Arecales; Arecaceae
Source: RefSeq, a predicted model, not a curated record